Molecule: messenger RNA, 451 nt
Organism: Pocillopora meandrina
Lineage: Eukaryota; Metazoa; Cnidaria; Anthozoa; Scleractinia; Pocilloporidae
Source: the annotation of a GenBank genome assembly
GGAAUACCAACUUAACAGAAACAUCGAAGAACUUAACCGACUGCGUCCCAGAAUGAUUGCAGAUUGCCUGAGAGAAGAGAAUAUGGAGAGCGAGAAUAUACAAGUCAACGAUACCGAUCUAAUCUUUGGAAAACCAACAACAAUACAAGUUCCACAUCUGAAACCUGUAGAACCAAUAACAACCUUUCUUCAAAAGAUCAUACAGAAAGAUUCAAUUCCUAAAGAAGAACUUAGGAAAAGAUGGAAUAACAUAAAAUCUGAGCAAGAGAAGAUGUUAAAACAGAGGAACAAAUCGAAGGAAAAAAUCGCCUAUUGGAUAUCAACAAUCAAGGAAUUGGAGUACCAACUAAACAGAAACGCCGAAGAACUUAACCGUCUGCAUGGUAGAAUGAUAGCAGAUUGCCUGAGUGAAGAUUAGAAGAAGAAGAUCAGAAGAUUACAAGAUUACUAC